Molecule: messenger RNA, 2611 nt
Organism: Ficedula albicollis (Collared flycatcher)
Lineage: Eukaryota; Metazoa; Chordata; Aves; Passeriformes; Muscicapidae
Gene: SUCLA2
Product: succinate-CoA ligase beta subunit
Exons: 12
Coding region: 1-1860 (619 amino acids)
Biological process (GO): succinyl-CoA metabolic process; tricarboxylic acid cycle
Cellular component (GO): succinate-CoA ligase complex; mitochondrion
Molecular function (GO): ATP binding; metal ion binding; succinate-CoA ligase (ADP-forming) activity
Source: RefSeq, a predicted model, not a curated record
AUGCGCGUGGUGCUGACGUCGCGCGGGAGGCAGGUGGCGAGGUUCCGGGGCAGGUGGCGAGGUUCCGAGGAAGGUGGCGAGCCGCUGUUCUUGCUUGUGGCAAGUCUUCCCUGCGUGGUUCCUUGUCCCUUCCUUUCCAGCCGCCCCGUCCCCAGCUUGCUCGGAAGUCCCCGUGUUUCCCCCUCCGCCGUCACCUUGCUCCUAGCAGGGGUCGGGCUGUGCCAGCUAAGCUCUAAUUCCAGCUCGCAGCUCGCCAGCCUCUGCUCUCGGUUCCCGUGGAUGCCAUUCGUGGGUGCGGGCUUGUUUUUGGCUGCGGCCCUGGGAAGCGGUGACACGGAGGAGCUCGGGAGGCUGCGGGUGUGUGACAGGGCGUGUGACGCCGCUGCCCCGUUCCCUCCGGCCGCGUACCGGGGAAGGGCGCCCUGCGCGCCCCUCUCCAGUUACACGGAGCCUCCCGGGGCCGGCCGCUCGCCCAGCCUCUCCUUCCUUGCCGUCGUGCCAAGGAAAGGACGUCCUGCCUGGAGAAGGAAUCCUUUGGAGGCUGCCCAGCUUCAGGUACUUGCUGGGAGUCCAGGAAUACUCAGUAAUCAUGGGUUUCAAGUGCAACAACAGCAACAGAGGAGGCUAUCACUCCAUGAAUACCUGAGCAUGGGACUGUUGAAGGAGGCUGGCAUUUCUGUUCCACAUGGAGUGGUUGCCAAUACACCAGAUGAAGCUUACAAAAUAGCAAAAGAAAUAGGUUCAAAGGAUAUUGUGGUAAAAGCACAGGUUUUAGCUGGUGGUAGAGGAAAAGGAACAUUUGAAGGUGGCCUCAAAGGAGGAGUGAAAAUAGUUUUUUCUCCAGAAGAAGCAAAAGCUGUCUCCUCCCAAAUGAUUGGAAAGAAGUUGUUUACCAAGCAGACAGGAGAGAAGGGCAGGAUAUGCAAUCAAGUAUUUAUCUGUGAGCGCAGAUAUCCCAGGAGAGAAUACUACUUUGCAAUAACAAUGGAAAGGUCUUUUCAAGGUCCUGUGCUGAUAGGCAGUUCUCAGGGUGGUGUUAAUAUUGAAGAUGUUGCUGCAGAGAAUCCUGAAGCCAUAAUUAAGGAACCCGUCGAUAUAGUAGAAGGCAUAAAAAAGGAGCAGGCUGUUAGGGUUGCCCAGAAAAUGGGAUUUCCUCCUAAUCUGGUGGAUGAAGCAGCUGAAAAUAUGAUCAAAUUAUAUAAUCUCUUUCUGAAAUAUGAUGCUACCAUGAUAGAAAUAAAUCCUAUGGUGGAAGAUGCAUCAGGAGUUGUAAUGUGUAUGGAUGCAAAGAUAAACUUUGACAGCAAUUCAGCCUAUCGUCAGAAGAAGAUCUUUGAUAUGCAGGAUUGGACACAGGAAGACCAAAGAGACAAGGAUGCUGCAAAAGCAGAUCUCAACUAUAUAGGGUUGGAUGGAAACAUAGGCUGCUUAGUCAAUGGUGCUGGUUUGGCUAUGGCCACAAUGGAUAUAAUUAAACUUCACGGCGGAACUCCAGCAAACUUCCUUGAUGUUGGUGGUGGUGCUACAGUGCAGCAAGUGACAGAAGCCUUUAAGCUUAUUACCUCUGAUAAAAAGGUACUGGCUAUUCUGGUAAAUAUUUUUGGUGGUAUUAUGAGAUGUGAUGUUAUAGCACAAGGCAUCGUUACGGCAGUAAAGGAUUUGGAGCUGAAAGUCCCUAUUGUGGUACGGUUGCAAGGUACACGAGUUGAUGAUGCCAAAGCUUUGAUAACAGCUAGUGGCCUCAAAAUCCUUGCGUGUGAUGACUUGGAUGAAGCUGCAAAAAUGGUGGUGAAGCUGUCUGAAAUAGUAAGCUUAGCAAAACAAGCUCAUGUGGAUGUUAAAUUUCAGUUGCCAAUUUGAUCUGGGAAAUGUCAUGCCAGUGUCUAACACGUUCUCUGAAAUACUGUGUUCUGUGGGAAAUUUUUAAUUUUUCUUUUGUGUGAAGGUUUUGAUUGACAGGCGCACAAACUGAAGCAUCUGGUCUUUCAUGUUAACAUUCAGAAUGGUCAGAAUUCUUGUAAAAGUGUGUAUUGCUGAUAUUUACUCUUUCUUAGUUGUUAUUCUCAAGCCUCCAGCUUCUGCUGCAGAAUGUCACUUGCAAUAUACUUCUGCGUUGUCCAAAGUAAAGCUUCUGGUUGAAAAAAAUAAUUAUUCUGAAUAAAUUUUGAAGUGACUUUGCUUGUAAAUUUGUAUUAGCCUUGUUUAAAAGUAAAUAUGACUGGAUUAUCUAGUUGUCCCUGUGGAAAAAUGUAUUGAAACGGUAUUUUAUGUUGGAGACAUUUGUACUUAGCAGUAUAAUGGACAUGAGCAAACCAAUCAUUAUUUAUGAACAGAUGCAUUUGAACUUGAUCAGAAAUAUUUUUGGAAGUCCUUCAUUGAAGUGGCUGGUAACUCUUCUGGACAACGUGUUAAAUCACUACAAAAUAUACUGUAGCACUUAGAUUUUCACAAUUUCUGGUCCUCAUGAAAAAGCAUUGUGUAGUUUUAUAUACAAACAAGCAUUUACCAAGCUUCAAGGAGACAGGAUAAAUAGAGAAUUAAAAUGUCUAUUGUACAUCGCUAAUAAAAUUGUACAUUAAUAAAAUAUCUCCCAAAACUUUUACUGUCUUUC